CUUUCCUGUGUUGAUUGAGAAAUUGUUUACCAUCGAAAACAGUGUUAGACACUACUAAUUAAAGAAAAUACACAAAGCUUAUUAAGGUUUGGAUAAAACUGCUUAAACAUUUGAUGAACCGCAAAUCGGAUCAGAGUGUCUAAAAAUGAGGAAAAAAAGAACAAUAAUUUCCAUCUCAAUGAACAACAGGAAACUCCUCCCCUCUGUCUUAUCGAUUUGAAAGAAUUAAUACUAUGGUUAUCAUGUUAAUUUCUCUGGUAUAAAUACAGCUUGUACUUAUACGUAGCAAAGAGCCGAGGAGGAUCCCGGAGUAGUCUUUCUUCUAACGAAGGUAAAUUAAGUGUUAUUGUUUAAAUGUUUUCUAUACAGUUCAUCUUGCUAAAUUGGGGGAAAGGUAAGUUUUUAACUAUUGUAUCUGAGUGAUAAAAUUUGCCUUCCUUUUCGUCACGGAAUAAACUUAAUUGCAAAUUUCCUUGCUUGAAUUCGCUUGGCUUAUCAAUCUAUUCAUUUAUUUUUUGCUCAUUCUGGCCGCUUUUUGAGGUAAGGACUAACAUUAAACAACAUGAUGAUUUAAAUCUCAUCAGCUAAUCUAUUUGUUAAAGUGGUGGUAUGCUGGAGCCCAAGGAAAUAAAACGAGAGCUUAGACUCCUUUCCAUUGCAUUCUGAGUGCUGUUAUUUAAAAUGAUGUUAGUAACACCAAAUAACGGCUCUCAACAAGUUCAAUUUCAAAUAGCUGAAAUGGAACCUGAACAAGGUUUUAGUCUCGAGGAAUUUCUUAGCCUGUAAUCCUGACCAACAUCUCUGAUCUUAGAAAUUCUUCACGAAAAAACUCCAUCGGGCUUGUGAAAAGUGCGUAAGAAAGAAGAUAUUCUUUUCACAGAAGUCAGACUUCUUACACUAAAAUUUUUUCCCACGGCUCAAAAUUUUGACCUUCUGGUACAUGCUGUGAUUUCUAGCACGAAAACAAAAAUUGGUUUACGAAGUUUUAUUUUUCCUUGUCUUGAAGUGUAAGUUCCGUUUACAUUUCACCACCAAUCUCCGCAUUCAUAUAUUAAAGUAAACACAUGCUUGUUGUUCAAAUGCCCUUUUUUAGUCAGUCUUAAAUUAGUGAUCGUCUUUCCCUGGCUCAGUCAAUUGUAUCACGCUUCGCUCAGGCUUGAAAUCUCCUCUCAAACUCCUGUCUUGUAACGCUUUUUUUACUCGUCAGGGAAUUCUUCCGCCCGCCACUCGCUCUGAGAAAAUGGCAAUGUUCGGUUUCCUCAUCUUGGCUUUGCUGAUGAGCGCGACCUUCGGUAACCCUGUUCGCAAAAGCUACAGGCAUUUUUACUUCUCUCGUAAACAGGUAAGUUUUGGAAGUGUAUAUCUCUCCAUUUUGCUUGCUUUCAUAAACCCUAAGCAAAAAUAUUCCGACUUAGCUCUAUAAUAAUCCAUUACUGUCUGCUAUCAACUGAUUUACUUCUCAAGGUCGUCGAAUUUACAGUUGAUGUCAUCGAGGCUGGAAAAGAAUACAAAGAGAGGAUCGAAGUGGACGAAAAGAAGCAAACAGAAUUGUUUCAAGUUCCUGCUCAUCCUGGUGUGGAUCGCAGUGAUGUGUUGCACGAUUUCAAAAACGUAAGUUAUCCCUCUCACUUAUUGAUGUCUAACCCUUCACUUCAUCAAAUUAAAAGGGGGAGAUUUUUUAAAUAAAUUAUCUGCAGAUUCAUAGCGCAGAAAGGAAGUCAUAGUUGGCACAAGUCAAAUGGCGAAGUCGCAGUUAGAAAUAAAAUUAUUGUAGCAUGGCGCCUUGUUCGAACAUGGCACAUGGAGUCUAACAGACUGAUUAGGGUUGAGCGAUUGAGUCGAAAUACUUCAGUUGUCUCUGACAGAGUUUAAAGCCAAGACUAUAGAGAAUAGACUGCGGGAGCAGGUAAAUUUGAAAUCCCACGCCUCCGUCAAAAAAAUACGAAACGGCCCCUAAGUUAUUUCUCAUGCUUGUGAGAAAUUUCGUUACCUAUCUGUUACAUUUUUCAAUUCACUUUUUACAUAAGAUCAGAACUCAAACUCGGGCGAGCCGGGGUCAUGGCUUCCAAAAUCGAUGGAGCAUGUAUAAAACGUAUACAACAGGACAACUUCGAAUAAAGACUGUAUUCCAGAAUAACAAUACACAAGACAGCUUUCACGCAUUCCUUUUCAUUUUCCUUCUUAGAGUUUUUUUAUCAAGAGUUCAAAGUUCAAUUCGUGGGGGGUAAGAAACAUACAAAAAUCCACGUGACACUCUCGGUCCAGUUUUCAACAGAGCAGUAGUCACAAAACACCUACAAGAAUAUUCGGUGACUUCUAAAACAAAAGAGGGUUCUUUGCGCAAUAGUCACGAGUAUAUCAGCAUAAAUAUUAUUUCAUACUCCUCUACACUCACAACAAGGGAAGGAGACAUAAAAAAAGGCGCGCUAAGAAGGAAGGGGAUCCAAUUCAUCCUCGUCACCAGUCCCUCCGCAGAAUGUAACCCAUACCGACCGACGAGGAAUUUAACUUUCACAAUUUGUAUAUCCUUUCAGAGUUUAACCCUGCUACGAUUCCCGGAAACCAAGAUUUGUUACCUGCUUCCUCUCGUUAAACAGCAGUCGCGGCCAAAGAAGCUAGUGAGAGAUCUAAAGAGGGCAAAGAAGGUCAGAUUACUUUUUGGUAACGUGAAAAUUUUUCUUUCUACGCACAAGUAGGAUGAAAGAAAGGCUUAUUCCAUUCCUUGUUUUAAACUACGUCGUUAAAAAAAAUUUUCAUCGAGCGAAAAAAAGUAUUAUGAUGUUAUUACGAAGCAACGGAGGAUCCAGCGCAGUCCAUAAUUUAUCUCCAGUUUCGCACGCAUUCGUUUUUCUUCUAUUCUACCAUCAGACGAUUAUUACAGAGACCAGCCGGAAAGACAGCACGUGGAUUCUUGACGGGGAGGUAACUGAUCGCUCAGCUCUCGGUGAAGAGACAGAGAGUUUUUGCGCUAAGUAUAAGAUGUACAAGGUGAAAGAAAUGCAGGAAUCCAUGAAGGUGACCGAAAUAAGAACGAAGGGUAAGAAAAUCGUUGUAUGGGGUCGUUUGAUAACCAAGCAAAACAACGAGACUGAAAGUGAGGAUGCCCCCACGUUCUAGAUGGAAGUAAGAGACGGUUGCGUCCUUUUCAACGUGCCCCUUUCGUUCAGCCCCUAGCACUUUUUCGUUCCCGUAAAUUGUAGCGUCCCCUCAUCCUUCUCGUCUAUAAUCUAAACUUAACAUUAGCCUCAUCCGUCCAAUCUGGCUUUACUUUGUACCAACCGUUAAGUACUGAUCCGCGACAUGUCCGCGUAGGAAACAAAUUUUUCAUAAAAUUUAUUAAUAUCUAACAGAGAUUUGGAACCAUUUUUACUUCAAACCCAAAAGGAUAAAAAUUAAUGAGAUAUCUCUUUAUCAGUUCUUCUAAUCAUCAAAUAGACUCCAAGCCGUAAAUCUUCCAUUCACAACAAAUACAAUAUAUCAAGUACAUAUUGUUGUGCAAACAGGUAAAAGAUGGACAACCGAAGAGGAAUUGUUAACCUUAUUUGCCGUUCGCGUAAGCUCUUUAAUUAAUCUCUUUCACGAAAUACUUUAAUUUUACAGAACGAGGACGUCGAAUUCGACGACGAACUGAACCUUUAAACGGCAUAAAGUUAUGUCCUGGGGCCAGGGAUCUCUACACAAUGUCCAAAAUAUGUUCGGAACCUACGCCGAAGUGUUCACGAAAGUAUAGUUGUUUCCGUUAUGUCAAAUGCAAUGAUGACACCGAUCGUGGUUGCAAGAACGUGCACCAUUCCAGUGUUUUCCUAUCAUGCUGCGCAUAUACUUGUAAUGACAACGGCGGAUCAGGAAGCGUAGUAUUGGAUGACGAGGCUACAGAUACCUCAGGGAACGGAUCCGGGGGGGAGGUAGACGACGAAGAAGCUGAACCUGGAAACCCUGACGGGCGGUCAAGCGGAUCAGGCUCGUUUGCAUAUUUGCGAAGGUUGUGAUCAGUGUGUUUUGAAACCAAAGUUCAUUACAUGUGUAACUUUUAGUCAAGCCUAAAUUUCGUAAUGAAUAAAUGACAUGCUAAGGAAUAGAU
This is a messenger RNA of Pocillopora meandrina, 4081 nucleotides long. Lineage: Eukaryota; Metazoa; Cnidaria; Anthozoa; Scleractinia; Pocilloporidae. The record is from the annotation of a GenBank genome assembly.